Molecule: messenger RNA, 1392 nt
Organism: Brassica napus (rape)
Lineage: Eukaryota; Viridiplantae; Streptophyta; Magnoliopsida; Brassicales; Brassicaceae
Product: MADS-box protein FLOWERING LOCUS C
Exons: 6
Coding region: 462-1133 (223 amino acids)
Biological process (GO): positive regulation of transcription by RNA polymerase II
Cellular component (GO): nucleus
Molecular function (GO): protein dimerization activity; RNA polymerase II cis-regulatory region sequence-specific DNA binding; DNA-binding transcription factor activity, RNA polymerase II-specific
Source: RefSeq, a predicted model, not a curated record
CCGCACUGAAUUUUGGCUGAUCCGCACCCGCCCCGCAUAAAAAUCACUCAACCCGCACCCGCACCCGCGAACCAAAUUUUUCAAAUCACUCGAUCCGCACCUGCCCCGCAGCGGAUCAAAUGGGGCGGGGCCCGCGGAUAAUGAUUCAUAUUCCCAGCACUACCUGUGUGUAUGUAUGGUAGAGUCGAGUAGUCAAACGCAACGCGUCCACAGGGAGUUCGUCCUGCGGUGCACGUGGCUGUCUUGUCGUUAAAACGCAUCGUUUUAACUUUCAUAUUUUUAUUUUUAUUUCUCUCGUUUACCCCCGCCCAAAAAAACCCUACCCGAGGAAAAAUAGGUAGAAAUUAAAGAAAAAAAAAAGGAAGAAAAAGAAGAAAGAAUAAAACGCUUAGUCUCUCCGGCGACUUUAACCGUACCUCAGAAUCAAAUUAGGGCACAGAGACCUCUCGGAGACAGAAGCUAUGGGAAGAAAAAAACUAGAAAUCAAGCGAAUCGAGAAAAACAGUAGCAGACAAGUCACCUUCUGCAAACGACGCAACGGUCUCAUCGAGAAAGCUCGUCAGCUUUCUGUUCUCUGCGAGGCAUCUGUUGGGCUUCUCGUUGUCUCCGCCUCCGACAAACUCUACAGCUUCUCCUCCGGGGAUAGACUGGAGAAGAUCCUUGAUCGAUAUGGGAAAAAACAUGCUGAUGAUCUCAAUGCCCUGGAUCUUCAGUCAAAAUCUCUGAACUAUAGUUCACACCAUGAGCUACUAGAACUUGUGGAAAGCAAGCUUGUGGAAUCAAUUGAUGAUGUAAGCGUGGAUUCCCUCGUUGAGCUAGAAGAUCACCUUGAGACUGCCCUCUCUGUAACUAGAGCUCGGAAGGUACAUCGACUCUAUAAUGUGUUCUCUUUGUUUACUUUGUUUGUCGAAAACGAUUGUGCACUUAUAUUUAAUUUGUUGCAGGCAGAACUAAUGUUAAAGCUUGUUGAAAGUCUCAAAGAAAAGGAGAAUCUGCUGAAAGAAGAGAACCAGGUUUUGGCUAGUCAGAUUGAGAAGAAAAAUCUUGAGGGAGCCGAAGCUGAUAAUAUAGAGAUGUCAUCUGGACAAAUCUCCGACAUCAAUCUUCCUGUAACUCUCCCGCUGCUUAAUUAACCACCUUUACUCGGCGGUUAAUCAAAAUAAGAAACAUAUAAUCUAAAGAUAACCUAUGUAGGUUUUACUUUUCGCAGCUUAAUUAACCACCUUUACUCGGCGGUUAAUCGAAAUUAAAAACAUAUAAUUAACAAAUAACCUAUGUCAGUUUAACCCCCUGAUAAAGAUGCACGUUGUACAUCUUAGUUCUCUCUCUGGCUGAGGGGCUGUGUAAUAACUAUGCUUAGAUUAAAUAAAAAUAUAUAUCUAUUUAAGACAA